This is a messenger RNA of Morchella importuna, 1620 nucleotides long. RefSeq lists its product as uncharacterized. The record is from RefSeq and is a predicted model, not a curated record. The coding region runs from base 1 to 1620 and encodes 539 amino acids. Gene Ontology annotation, molecular function: catalytic activity. Gene Ontology annotation, cellular component: cytosol; alpha,alpha-trehalose-phosphate synthase complex (UDP-forming). Gene Ontology annotation, biological process: trehalose biosynthetic process. The transcript is spliced from 6 exons. NCBI's taxonomy places the organism in Eukaryota, Fungi, Ascomycota, Pezizomycetes, Pezizales, Morchellaceae.
AUGACUACCUUUGUGGCUUCUUUACAUCUUCCAUACACCGUCCAGUUUGACAAUGAGCCUGACGCCCUCAAUUACAAGUCUCCAUUUGGAUCUCCCCAGCAAGCUCGGGAAAGGCCUUCGGAUUCGGCAGCUCCCAAGAGCCCUCCCCGCAUGAAACUUUCAACAGUCCGCGUGGAUCCACCCAGAUUUGAGACGCCAGCUCUGAUCCCCAAUCUUUUGCAAACUCUUGGACGAUCCCUGACUUCCACGAACGAGCCUACCCCUCCAUUGACUCCAACUGCUGCUGGAAGUCCUACAAGUGAAGAACUUUUCUUCAAGCUUGCCCAUUCUGAGAAUGCUCCUCUGGGCUCCCCCAGCGAGCCUUCCUUUACGAGAAAACUAAACCAGCCUAAAUCUCGUGACGGAUACUUUGCUCUCCCACCAGCACCUACGCGACACCGCGAGAAACGCCGUUCAUCGGCCUCGGAAAGACCAUUUAAGGGCAAAACUUGGCACAUAGAGAGGACAGAUCAAGGAAAUGGGGGAUUGAAAAACGCGGUCGAAGCUGCAAUUGCCGAUGGAACUUUACAUGACAAGACCUGGGUAGGAACUUUGGGUUUCCCUACUGACAGUCUUGAUGAGAGUGUCAAAGUUGCAAUCGAGGGGCGUCUUCGGGAAGAUUGUGACUCAAUUGUAGCUUUCCCCAGCGACAAAGAUUUUGAUGGCCACUACAACCAUUAUUGCAAGGAAAUUCUUUGGCCGGUUUUCCAUUACCAAAUCCCCGACCACCCCAAGAGCAAGGCUUUCCUGGAUCACUCGUGGAAGUAUUUCGAGGCAGUUAACCGUUCCGUCGCCGAUGUCAUUAUCAAAGACUACAAACGUGGUGACACUGUCUGGGUACAUGAUUAUCAUCUUCUCUUGGUUCCCAUGAUGGUGCGCGAGGCGCUUGGCCCCGACGCUAAAAUCGGAUUUUUCCUUCACGUGGCUUUCCCAUCAUCCGAGAUCUUCCGUUGCCUGGCCCAUCGCAAGCAACUUCUGGAGGGAAUGCUUGGUUCGACCCUUAUAGGGUUUCAAACGGAGGAAUACGCGCGCCAUUUCUUACAGACUUGCAGCAGGCUUCUAUGCUUGGAGGCCAGAAACGACGGUGUUCAGUUGGACAACAGGUUCAUUACAAUAUCCAUCUCACCAAUCGGUAUUGAUCCAAUCCAACUGGACCAGAAGCGGAAGGAGGAGAAAGUAACAGAGUGGCUGGAAGCACUCAAGACGAGAUAUGCUGGCAAGAAGCUUUUUGUUGCCAGAGACAAGUUGGAUGGUGUCAGAGGAGUUAGGCAAAAGCUGUUGGCGUUCGAGUUGUUCCUCAAGAAACACCCAGAGUGGGUUGGAAACGUUGUGUUGAUCCAGGUCGCCCUGACAACAACCUCGAUUGUGGAACUUCAGUCCACUGUCAUCGACAUCGUCACCCGUAUUAACUGCGCAUAUGCAACCCUUGACUACCAGCCCGUUGUGUACUUGCAUCAAGACAUCAGUUACUACCAGUAUCUCGCUCUUCUUACCAUCGCAGAUGCACUUGUUGUUACUAGUCUCCGUGAUGUGAAUUCACUGGGAGCGCUUCCAUCUUCAACGGCGCCGAGAUAUCUGUGA